Torulaspora delbrueckii is the source of this 648-nucleotide messenger RNA. RefSeq names its product CDP-diacylglycerol--inositol 3-phosphatidyltransferase (gene PIS1). The transcript has a single exon. The record is from RefSeq and is a predicted model, not a curated record. Gene Ontology annotation, molecular function: CDP-diacylglycerol-inositol 3-phosphatidyltransferase activity. NCBI's taxonomy places the organism in Eukaryota, Fungi, Ascomycota, Saccharomycetes, Saccharomycetales, Saccharomycetaceae. Gene Ontology annotation, biological process: phosphatidylinositol biosynthetic process. Gene Ontology annotation, cellular component: membrane; Golgi apparatus. The coding region runs from base 1 to 648 and encodes 215 amino acids.
AUGAGUGGGCCAGUGACCGCCAGUACGGUGUUAUGGUAUAUCCCUAACCAGAUCGGUUAUAUGCGUGUUGUAACUUUGGUGGUGUCAUUAUUCACUAUGAGAGAUCAUCCCGUGGUAACGACCUUGUUUUACGGAGUGUCGUGUCUUUUAGAUGCUUUGGAUGGUACCAUGGCUAGGAAAUACGGCCAAGUGAGUGGGUUGGGAGCUGUGCUAGAUAUGGUCACAGAUAGGUGUACCACUGCAAGUCUUACAUGUUUUUUAGCAGUGGUUUAUCCCCAAUGGUGUAUUUUAUUCCAAAUUUUAAUCUCUCUGGAUCUAGCGAGCCACUAUAUGCAUAUGUAUGCUAGUGCCAGUGGUGGGAAUAGUUCUCACAAGCAAGUAGGGCGCGAGUCUUCAAAACUUUUGCAUUGGUAUUAUACAAGGCGUGAUGUCUUGUUCACCAUAUGUGCGUUUAACGAAGUUUUCUACAUCGGAUUGUAUCUACAGGCGUUUGCCCGUUUCCACAAGUUGGGAUUGAUUAUCGUACUGGUAUGUCUGCCGGGAUACGCUUUCAAGCAGCUUACAAACGUCGUACAAUUGAAGCGGGCUGCUAUGAUCUUAGCGACAAGGGAUGCACAGGAGGCCAAUGAACGGCACAAGAGUAAAUAA